CCAGAGACUCAGCUCAUCCUUAACCUUUGUCACUAUAAUUCUGGUUACGGAUAAAAUUUUUAUAUGAUAAUUAACAUGACUUUCUGAUAAUUUCAAAUAGAAUGUGCAAUUCUAUAGUGUUGAAAUCAUUUUAUACGACAAUUUUAUAUAGUUUUAUUCUCCAACAUUUAUCAGUUUUUCAUUAACUUUCAUAAUUAUUUAGUGAUAAACAAUGCUGCUUCUUGACGAUGUAUAAUUCUUUUUUAAUCACUAGAAAGUACUUAUGACGAUCUAAGAAAAACUUCACCUACGUGAAGAUAUAAACUAUUAGGCAGUUAUCAUGGAUUGCGUAGAGAUAUUUAUUCAAGCAUUGAAAGGAAUAUGCGAUAGUUUUCAUGGAUUUUUAUAUAUACCUGUUUUAAUAACAGAAUGCGUCAAAGGUUUUCUUGGUUUUGAAUCAAAAAGGAAAAGAGAAGAUUCUACAAUUCUAGAUUCGUUGAAGAGGACACUUAUAUAUAAUGGUAUAUUUACUGUGCUUAUAGUACCAGUCAUAUAUAUACUUUUCCCAGUAUGUUAUUACAUAUUGUCCAUGACUAAUCAUGAAAAUUUUAUUUUAAGUAUAACUUCAGUUUUUUAUUGUAUUGGGAUUAUAUUUCGUAUAUUUCCCGUACAAAUUUACAGACUUGGACAUUUCUAUUUAUUUCAAGAUAUUGCAGAAGAUGUUCAUAAAUUGAAGAACGGCAAACCUCAAGGAUGGGAAAGUGUGCAAGUGCGUUUUGCUGAUAUGGCUUUCAACUUUGUUGUGCAAUUUUUUUAUGGAACUCAGCUGCUAACAAUUUCCUUAUUACCUACCAUUUGGUCUAUCUGCUUUCCCAAUACCAAAUUGCACUUUGUACCUGAUGAAUGGUUCCUACAAUUAAUAAUAUUAAUUCUUACGAGUAUUUGGUAUUCUUUGUGUCUUUUUGAAUACAAAUGGUAUUACUUUACAUGGAAUUUGCACAGGCGUUUGGGCUACAUCGAAAAGAAUUGGCCUUACUUUAUUGGAUUCAGUUUCUUUUAUGCUGUGGUAACAACAUAUUCUGAUUCAUACUGCGUUAAUGCCUUAAUUGCCGGGUAUUUGUUUCCAUUUUAUUUAAUAAGCACAUAUCAUUCAGAACCAGAAGAAGAUGUUCGCAUAUGCUCGAUACCAUUCUUCCAGCCAGCUGUGAUGAUCACUAAUUUCUUGAUUAAAAGGAUCAGUAUGGGGACAACCUCCAAUAACCAUAUUUCAACACCCACCUUGAAAAAAUAAUCAUUGAUAGAAUUAUUUUAUAAAGAAAAUAAAUGAUUUCUCAAU
This is a messenger RNA of Harmonia axyridis, 1315 nucleotides long. RefSeq names its product etoposide-induced protein 2.4 homolog (gene tank). The transcript has 6 exons. Lineage: Eukaryota; Metazoa; Arthropoda; Insecta; Coleoptera; Coccinellidae. Gene Ontology annotation, cellular component: endoplasmic reticulum. Bases 320 to 1270 code for a protein of 316 amino acids. Gene Ontology annotation, biological process: macroautophagy. The record is from RefSeq and is a predicted model, not a curated record.